AUGCCGUCUGGUUUACACCAUAUGGAUGAUAUCACUCCACCUGGGAGCUUCCUUAACCCUCCCCUCACGCCACCUCCGACCGAAAAGAAAAAAUUGUCGAGAAGUGCUCAAGCAGUAUUAGACUGUUUAGAACUUCAUCGUGCAGGUCAAAGGCCAGCACAGCCUUGGUGGCGGCACCGGCUCGUUCAGGACGAUUAUACAGAAGUGUUGCGUGUGCUAGAUGGUGACGAAAUUCUUCGAGGUUACGUGGAAGACAAAGUAAGGCUCGACUACGACCCUUUCCGUGGAGAGCAGACUCGUUCCGAACGGAACCCAGAUGCAUCAUUCAAGCACGAGAAGGCAAAAUACCCGGGUGUCAUCAUAGAAGUGUGCUAUUCGCAAAAAUUUCGCGCUGCUGCGGACUUGGCGGAUGAUUACAUCCUGGACACUAAUGGAAAUGUGAAAUUGGUGAUUGCUCUCAACAUCGAGUAUAGAGGUUCUAAAAAAGCCACUCUAUCAAUUUGGCGACCAGAAGAUAUAAUUGUGGAUGGCGUGGAGGAACUUCGCGCUAUCGCUAAGGUUGAAGAGCUGCCUUUUCGAACAGCAUCUGGACACCCAGCUGAUGAAUCAGCCGAAGAACCUGCGCUGCAGCUGGCGCUUCGGGACUUUGGUCCCACGAGCAUUUCACAGGAAUACGCCGACCUCGAUCAGAUUAUUAUGAUUUCAUCGAGGCAGCUUUGUGACUUUCUUUCGUACGCCGAAGCAGAAUACCAACAAGAAGUACUCGACGAAGGCAUCGUUGAUCCAUUCCCCCCGGGCAAGAGAAAACGCCGUCGGCCUCAAACUCCCCCUGAAAACAUAAGUUCGGAAGAAGAAUUGACCGAAACGAUGAAAGCAAUCAAACGUGGGCGUCUUGCGCGAGAUUCGUUCGGGAACAGAAUCCGGGGACCCGAAAUCUAA
Messenger RNA from Penicillium digitatum Pd1, 939 nucleotides. Lineage: Eukaryota; Fungi; Ascomycota; Eurotiomycetes; Eurotiales; Aspergillaceae. The record is from RefSeq and is a predicted model, not a curated record.